AUGCCUGAGAUGCUCGCAAAUUUAACAAAUCCAAUAGUGUAUCUAGACAUAAGAAUUGGAAAGGAAGAAGUUGGUCGUAUUGUUAUUGAAUUACGGAAAGACGUAUGUCCAAAGACCUGCGAGAACUUUCGUCUUCUAUGCACGGGUGAGAAAGGAUUCUGUUAUCGAGGCUCAAGAUUCCAUAAAGUCAUCAAACUUUGUUUAGCACAAGGCGGUGACAUAUCCGAGAAACGAAACGGAACCUCUGGAAAAUCUAUUUAUGGAAAAUAUUUUGAGGAUGAAAAUUUCGAGCUUAAGCACGAUCCCGGAUCAAUAUCAAUGGCAAAUUGUGGACGCCCGAACUCAAACCAUUCACAAUUCUUUAUCACAUCCGUCGAGUGUUAUCACCUUGAUGGUACAAAUGUUGUCUUUGGUCACGUUAGAAAAGGACUUUCAAUAAUUGGUGAAAUGGAAGUGUAUGCAACAGAUGAAGGCACACCCACACGAGAUAUCAUCAUAAGUAACUGCGGUGAGUUGGGUGCUGAUGAGAAUUGGGGAUAUUGCGAUAAUGAUGUGACGUUAGAAGAUCUCCCGCCUUUUCCAUGUGAUUGGGAUAAAGUUCAUGAAGAUUUUUUAAUAAAUGAGAAGCUUGACAUCCUGAAUAAAAUUAAAGAAGCUGGAAAUUAUUUUUAUAGAAAUGAGGACUACACAAAAAGUGCCAGAAAAUAUAAAAAAGUCACGAGAUACUUUAAUCACUUUAAAGACGUAACGAUUGACCAAGAUGAGAUAAGAGCACUCGACACAUUUCAAUUAACGAAUCUUACAAAUCUAGCCGCAACUGAGCUUAAAUUACACGAUUUUGAGGACGUCAUGUAUUCAUGUAGUGCAGCUAUCAAACUUGACCCAGAUAAUACGAAAGCACUUUACCGUCGUGGGAUUGCAAACAUUGAAUUAAAGAACUAUGAAAUGGCACUGAAUGAUCUCAAGAUUGCACUCAAGUUAUCGCCAAGCAACCGAGCAGUUCUGAAGGAAUUUGAGAGGGCAAAGAAAUGCUUAACAAAUUAUCGGGAAACUGAGAAGGUCCAUUAUAGAAAGAUGUUUCAAUAG
Messenger RNA from Chironomus riparius, 1086 nucleotides. NCBI's taxonomy places the organism in Eukaryota, Metazoa, Arthropoda, Insecta, Diptera, Chironomidae. The record is from the annotation of a GenBank genome assembly.